GAGCGCAGCGGCAGCGACACGCUCAAAUGAGCACAGUCAGAGGAAGAAAAAAAAAAAAACCCCUGACAUCCUACCUCCAUCUCUAUUUAAACCCAGCACAUCAUUACGUUUUGGAUUAUUUGGGGUCCAGGAGCGGCGGGAACCCCUUUAUUGAUGGUGAUGAUGAUACUGAUGAUGAUGAUGUCUGUGCUUUUAUCGGCACGCAGCGAUGAUGACUUUUGUUAUGACGAGGAUCGCUGUGAUCCGUAUGCUUGGGGAGACAGUUAUCCUUCUUGCCAUCCGCUUCUGGACAGCCAUCAUUCUCCCAUCAACCUGGACCAUCAUCUGAUGAAGAACCACUCGCUGGACUCUCUACAGCUGCAUGGCUUUAAUUUGACUCAUAAAGGUCAAUGGUGGCUGACAAACCAAGGCCACUCGGUUGUGCUGGAGGUUGGGGACGGUAUGCAGGUCAGUGGCGGCGGUCUUCCUGCAACUUAUCGCACCUUCCAGCUGCAUUUCCACUGGGGAAGCGUCUCCUCAAACGGAUCUGAACACACCCUGGACCACCUCAGGUUUCCUAUGGAGAUGCACAUAGUCAACAUCAAGUCCACACAUCCAAACUUGACGUCCGCACUUGAAGACCCUACUGGCCUUGCUGUGCUUGGAGUAUUUGUUGACGUGACUUAUCUGCACAAUGAAAACUUCCAGUCCAUCUCAAGUGCACUUCCUUUUGUUGCCUACAAAGGACAAACAAAGUCGAUCAAACCAUUCCCGUUGGUGAAUUUGUUACCCCAGAACAACCUGACGCAGUAUUAUCGUUAUCACGGCAGUCUCACAACGCCCCCCUGUUCAGAGGUGGUUUUGUGGACCAUUUAUGAAGUGCCUGUGUAUAUUUCAUGGGCUCAGUUCGAGCAGUUUGUAAGCGGGAUUUAUUCCACGGAGGAAGAAGCAGAAACCCAGGCUCUUCUGCAUGACAACUACAGACACAUUCACCCAACCUACAGUCGACCCGUGUACGCCUCAAAAGAUGCCAAGCUGCUCACCAAUGGAGUUUCCUCGCUUUCCUUUUUUAAUUCUGUGUUUGUAAUUGUAUAUCUAUUAGGCAUGGGCCGGUAUAAGAUUGUGACGGUAUGAUAACCUUGGAUUAAAAUAUCAUAGUUUCACGGUAUUGUGCUCACUGCUCUAAAAUAUAUAUCUUUUUAAAUGUCUGAGUACAAAACAGAAACUUUUUCCCUUUUAAAAACGAUAUAUUUAGUUUUUUUGAAAGAUUUAUGAUAUUUUGGAGCCGU
Messenger RNA from Danio aesculapii, 1268 nucleotides. It is a transcript of the gene car15, whose product is annotated as carbonic anhydrase 15. Gene Ontology annotation, cellular component: plasma membrane. Gene Ontology annotation, molecular function: carbonate dehydratase activity; zinc ion binding. Lineage: Eukaryota; Metazoa; Chordata; Actinopteri; Cypriniformes; Danionidae. The transcript is spliced from 8 exons. The record is from RefSeq and is a predicted model, not a curated record. Bases 154 to 1113 code for a protein of 319 amino acids.